UGGUUUUGGAAUCUUCGAUCCUUUUAAUUGCUUAGGAGUAUAAAACAGUAAAGCAUUUCUUGGUACGGAUAAUCAUCAAUUCAUUAUGAAGCUCAACACAACUGUAUUUUUCUUGUGUGUUUUACACUGUAUGUGCGCACUUUCAACAACCGAUAAGAUGAAACAGAAUGAUGAGAUAGCCGACAUAAAAAACAGACUAGGACACCUUGAACAGGUGAUUGGACAACUGGUCACCGGUAAUUCAUCUUUGGAUGUUCUAAAAUUUCUUGCGUCCACAGGAAGAAACGAGCACGUUUCCUUCUCGGCCUACAAGAACCAAACCCAGUCUGGACUGAACCAGAGACACAUCAUCAAGUUUGAGAAGACGAUACUGAACCUGGGAAAUCACUACCACCCAGAGGACGGGAUAUUUAUCGCCCCGGUGUCAGGUGUAUACCUCUUCCACUGGACCAUGAUUAACUAUGGAGAUUAUGCACAUACAAACAUUUUGGUAGGAGGUAAAGUUAUGUCUACCACUACCACCUCGGUGGUAUCUGGACAUUAUAAUUCCGGAUCCGCUUUGGUGAUUGUUCAUGUUCAGAAGGGGGAGCAUGUUUGGAUACAGAUCUGCUGUGGUUCUGGACAUGAAGUGUACGGAACUACCCUGGGACUGGACAACAAUUUCCAGUCUACUUUUUCGGGGACGUUACUCUUUCCAGUUUCAGAAAAUUAAAGAUGUGUGUGAAACACAUACACACACGCGAUUUCUUUAACAAAUUGACAUACCUUAUUAAAGACUAGUGUAGAAACUGAGCGAAAGAAAUACUCAUUUUAUCAUGUUAAAUAUAAUUUUUGAAUACUA
Molecule: messenger RNA, 841 nt
Organism: Saccostrea echinata
Lineage: Eukaryota; Metazoa; Mollusca; Bivalvia; Ostreida; Ostreidae
Product: complement C1q-like protein 2
Exons: 2
Coding region: 86-712 (208 amino acids)
Molecular function (GO): protein binding
Source: RefSeq, a predicted model, not a curated record